AUCUUGACUGACUGAAGUUCCUGUACGUUUGAGAAAGCAGCCCACUCUAUAACCCCGUUAAAGAGACAGGAGUGUAUAUUUUCACUCUCUACAGCUGCAGGAAGGAUGCGUAUCACUUUAAAACCCGCAUGACAGUUUGUAGAAGUGAAAGUGGGCCGUGUGUAAGUUUGUACUGUUCGGGGCUUUCGACCUUAAGCCGGGGCGGGCGGGUAGGCAGCUCCGCCGUUCACAGAGACAAUUGGCUGCUCUCUUCUACGCUUUUCUCCGCGUGGCCCAAACACAGCAGACAGCGCGCGCACACACACACACACACACACUGACACACACAAACACGCACACGUUAUGUGGCGUGAGUGUGCGCGACGCUACAGGAGCCCAAAGUCCCUCGGUCCGUGGUGCAGUCUCUUAUCGGAAUGUUUGAAGAUUAACGAGGUUAUCCGCGUCCUGUAGACCACAAGCUACUGCCAGCGGUACACCGUGCGGGCCAGGAAGCGGACAGAGCAGGCGCGCAGCGUGUCGAAGGCGGACUGGGAAGAAGGAAGUCACCGCUGUAGCUGCAUCGGACAACGUCAGAGAACGGAACCAUGACGGAGAAACGGAUGUCGCGGUGGUAUUUCGGUGGGCUGGCGUCUUGCGGAGCAGCAUGCUGCACACAUCCCCUGGAUCUGCUCAAGGUACACCUGCAGACACAGCAGGAGGUGAAGAAGAGGAUGAUGGGGAUGGCCGUUCAUGUGGUGAAGAACGAUGGUGUGCUGGCUCUUUACAAUGGCCUCUCUGCCUCCCUUUGUAGACAGAUGUCCUAUUCCCUCACCAGAUUUGCCAUCUAUGAGACAGUAAGGGACAUGAUGGGCAGCACAAGCCAGGGCCCCAUGCCCUUUUACCAGAAGGUCCUGCUGGGAGCCUUUGGAGGUUUCACUGGUGGGUUUGUUGGCACGCCGGCAGACAUGGUGAAUGUCAGGAUGCAGAAUGACAUGAAACUACCUCCAGAACUGAGGAGAAACUACAAACAUGCCAUCGAUGGGCUCUUCAGAGUCUUCAGAGAAGAGGGUGUGAGGAGACUGUUCUCAGGAGCCACCAUGGCGUCCAGCAGAGGAGCGAUGGUCACUGUGGGACAGUUGGCGUGUUAUGACCAGGCCAAGCAGCUCGUGCUGGGAACAGGCAUCAUGGGAGAUAACAUACUCACACACUUUCUUUCCAGCUUCAUCGCUGGAGGCUGUGCUACAUUAUUGUGCCAACCUCUGGAUGUUCUAAAGACCAGGCUGAUGAGCUCAAAGGGAGAGUACACAGGGGUGACGCAUUGCUUACGAGAAACUGCCAAGCUUGGUCCGCUGGCAUUUUACAAGGGCCUGGUCCCCGCAGGGAUCCGCUUGAUUCCUCACACAGUGCUCACCUUCAUCUUCCUAGAGCAGCUCAAGAAAAACUUCGGCAUCCGCAUCAUCUCCUGAGCACACUGUGUGACCAAGCAGCCGCUCUUCAAGACCCCCCACACA
Perca flavescens (yellow perch) is the source of this 1490-nucleotide messenger RNA. It is a transcript of the gene slc25a10b, whose product is annotated as solute carrier family 25 member 10b. Gene Ontology annotation, biological process: transmembrane transport. The transcript has 11 exons. Lineage: Eukaryota; Metazoa; Chordata; Actinopteri; Perciformes; Percidae. The record is from RefSeq and is a predicted model, not a curated record. The coding region runs from base 585 to 1445 and encodes 286 amino acids.